AUUUUGUGUUAGUGUAGAAAAUGAAGUCUUUGACUGUUUACAUAAUUUUUACUACCUCCUGUUUCUUUCAGAUUUGUUGUACGACCAGAAAAGUAUCUUAAGUGCCAACUCCAGGUACUGAAGAAAACAAACAUGGAGGAGGGUCUGUUAUUGCCACGAGACAAAGAUCGAGUUGAGCAAAGAAAAGGGUCGAGUAGUACAAGCAGUCUAACAUGGUUGUCGCUCUUGGAAGAAGUGAAGAGGUUGGGAUGGAUAGCAGGGCCUAUGGUUCUUGUGGUUCUAUCCCAGUACUUGGUGCAGGUCGUUUCAACGAUGAUGGUUGGUCACCUUGGUGAGUUAGCUCUCUCUAGCACUGCCAUUGCCACCUCUCUUGCUACUGUAACUGGCUUUAGUUUCUUGUUGGGAAUGGCAAGUGCACUGGAAACUUUAUGUGGGCAAGCUUAUGGAGCUGAGCAAUAUCAAAAACUUGGAUUUCAAACUUACACUGCUAUAUUUUCCCUCAACUUAGUUUGUCUUCCUCUAUCUGUAAUAUGGUUCUAUAUGGAGGACUUUCUGAUUUUUAUGGGUCAAGAUCAUUCAAUUUCUCGUGAAGCUGGCAAGUUCAUAAUUUGGCUUAUUCCGGCUCUGUUUGCUUAUGCAACUCUUCAACCAUUGUUUAGAUUCUUUCAGACACAAAGUUUAAUACUUCCUAUGCUUCUGAGCUCUUGUGCAACCCUUUUGUUUCAUAUUCCUCUCUGUUGGGUCCUCGUAUUCAAAUCUGGAAUGGAUAACCUUGGAGGAGCAUUGGCAAUGAGUAUUUCGUACUGGUUGAAUGCGAUUUUACUCGGACUAUACAUGAAAUUCUCUUCUACAUGUUCAAAAACUAGAGCUCCAAUUUCUAAGGAGGUAUUCCGAGGAAUUGGAGAGUUCUUUCGUUUUGCAGUCCCUUCUGCAGUCAUGAUAUGCCUUGAGUGGUGGUCAUUUGAGGUGCUUAUCUUGCUGUGUGGGCUUUUACCAAAUCCUGCACUUGAAACUUCAGUGUUGUCUGUAUGUCUGCAGACCAUUUCAACACUCUAUUCAAUACCUUAUGGAUUUGGUGCGGCAGCAAGUACUAGAGUUUCAAAUGAACUAGGAGCUGACAACCCCGAAGGUGCUCGUAUUGCUACUCUUGCUGCCAUGUUUCUUGCAGUCACAGAGACAACUAUAGUGACCACAACCCUCUUUUUCUGCCGACAUGUAUUUGGUUACCUAUUCAGCAAUGAGGAAGAAGUCGUUAAUUAUGUCAGAAUAAUGGCUCCUCUAGUUUGCAUCUCUGUAAUACUAGAUAGCUUCCAAGGGGUCCUUUCAGGUAUUGCAAGAGGAUGUGGGUGGCAGCAUAUAGGGGCUUAUAUAAACCUUGGAGCAUUUUAUCUAUGUGGGAUUCCAGUUGCUGCUACAUUGGGUUUCUUGUUACAACUAAGAGGAAUGGGGCUUUGGAUUGGAAUACAAGUUGGUGCCGCUGUUCAAGUCACUCUGCUUGCUAUUGUAACUUCUUGUACAAACUGGGAAAAGGAGGCAAGUAAGGCAAGAGAGCGAGUCUUUGAGGAAAGCUCUCCAGUUGAUAAUGGAUUGUGCCACUAAGCAGGGCAAUGAGUUUUUCUUAUUAAUGUGUGUUAGCUGAUAUCACUCUUGUGAUCAGCGUGAAUCACUCAUCUCCUCAUCUUCGGAGUGACUUCCUGUAUCUUGAUUGAUUCCUAGAAUUAUGCAGUUCUUAAUUGUAAUCAAUCUAGAAUAUUCUUGUAGUGAUUGUGAUUGAGUGAUUCUGUAAUACAAUGAUUCUAUGGAAAAUCAUUCUUAACAAUGUGGUAUGAAGGUCUGAAGGAGCUAGAAGUACAAAAGUGCAGCAUAACAUGGUGCAUUUGUGUGUAAACUCUAUACAUGGUGUAUCACGCAACAAAUAAUGCAAAUGAAGUACAUAUGAGGGAAAGCUCUCUUAAAGUUGCUGCACCUAGCAGAGAUUUAUGUGCUUUUAAUGAGAUUAGUUCUCAUUAUGUCUUGAGGAGAAACUUUAAUCGAGUUCUUGUGCCUUUCUCUGUUCUUUUUGGCAAGAAAAGUUGUGUUUUUACCCUGUUGUACC
Molecule: messenger RNA, 2095 nt
Organism: Argentina anserina (silverweed cinquefoil)
Lineage: Eukaryota; Viridiplantae; Streptophyta; Magnoliopsida; Rosales; Rosaceae
Product: protein DETOXIFICATION 12-like
Exons: 7
Coding region: 133-1599 (488 amino acids)
Biological process (GO): xenobiotic detoxification by transmembrane export across the plasma membrane
Cellular component (GO): membrane
Molecular function (GO): antiporter activity; xenobiotic transmembrane transporter activity
Source: RefSeq, a predicted model, not a curated record